Solea senegalensis (Senegalese sole) is the source of this 5550-nucleotide messenger RNA. Its product is annotated as xin actin-binding repeat-containing protein 1-like. The coding region runs from base 296 to 5338 and encodes 1680 amino acids. NCBI's taxonomy places the organism in Eukaryota, Metazoa, Chordata, Actinopteri, Pleuronectiformes, Soleidae. The record is from RefSeq and is a predicted model, not a curated record. Gene Ontology annotation, molecular function: actin filament binding. The transcript has a single exon. Gene Ontology annotation, biological process: actin cytoskeleton organization; actin filament organization. Gene Ontology annotation, cellular component: stress fiber; focal adhesion.
AUUUUGCAUUGUUUCAAAAACAUCUAACACAUUAUCUCAACAACACCAAACAACAGUAUGGGAUACCAUUUACUCUGUAUAGUUCUUAUUUCAAUGUGGUUGCAUUUAGUGGUUGCUUUCAUCUAACCCACUAACCCUCAGAACUAUGGAAGGCGAAUCAGCUGGCAUUGUUUGAGAGGUAACACAUGGUCCUUGUUGCAUGUGUGCACUAGGGGGCAUGUUUUCCACUUAUCAAGCUAAUUUAUGAUGUAUAGGACUCAAUGAUGAGAAAGUUGCUUUGCUCUUCUAAGAUAAGAUGGCAGAAGACGCCCAAACAAGGAAAGAUGGCCUUAUUCCACCUCCUUUAGCCAAACAUCACCCAGGACCAGAAGACACCUCUGGGGAACAUUCCCAAAAGUUAAUGCCAGGCCAAGUAACCAGAGAAACGUUAUACCAGCAGAGGCAGAAGUGCGAAUUGAAAAGACUCCUGAAGCACACUCAUCCAGAGUUGAAGAAGUUGGAUGAAGUCGUGGACGACGAACUUGCCGAGGUUUUGAGCUCAGAGAGCGGGAUGACAGCUGGUGAAACCGGAUACGAGGGAGAGGUCUUCUCGAGAUGCUUGUUAUUUGAGAACUGUGCUUCGAGCAACAGAGUGUCUCCUUACACUCCCAAGAUGCACAUGUCACACAGACAAGUGGAUGAAGGUGAUAGCAGUACAAAAUCUGCCAUGUUUGAGAAACACGAGCAGGGGCCGUGUCAUGAAAGUGUUACAGAGGUUGUGCAGGAUGACAAAAGACUUCCAGAUCCUAAUAGAGAGUGUGAGGAGGAGGAGAUAAGAAUAGACUUUCAAGCUUCCCGAAGGAUAUUUGAGAGUCAGUCUGAGAAAACAUCUAGGCCAAAUUCAGAUAAUAGGUCACCGGGAAAAGUUUCUACUAUUAGGGAUGACAGGGGGGCCAUCCAAACACAAAAACAGGAGCUUGAAACCUGCAGCAAAGAUAAUCUACAUGGUCAAAACAAGAGCAGUGUGUGUACCACAAGCUUUGAUUUGACAAGUCCGCCACAGAAACAGGAGCCACAUGUUUGUCAAAGCAGUGACCUCAACUUCUCUAGUAGUGAAGAGAUGUUUUCUGGUGACGCAACCUCUGAAGAUGACCCUUCAAGCCUCACAGAUCAAGGAGGACCUGAGGAAAUCAUCCAAACACGUGCAGCUCUUUUCAGAAACAACCCGUUUAUUUCAUCAAACAUAGAACGAGAAAAAUCCCCAAUCCCAGCAAAUAUCUGUGUGGCAUAUGAAGCCCCUUUGAUAACUAAUGUCAAAAACAGAGCCCAUCUGUUUGAAUCAAUGCCCUUUGACCAAAUUAAGCAUCAGAAUAAGGAUGACAUUGAGACAAUGGUGGAAAACAUCAAGGAGACACUGAAUACCCUUUAUCGUGCUAAUGCCAUACAUUCAGAUGGCUCAAUCAUUGAGGUUAAUGAGACAAUGAUAGCAAAAAAGGCUACAUUUGUGCUCCUAGAGAGUCGGCCUGAGAUAAAAUACGACGAGGUGGCUGAAGGUGGUGCACAAAACUUUAUAGUCCAGUUGUUGCCAAGGUCAAACCUGAAACCACAGAUCACUUAUCUCAAGGAGGAUAGAACAGGAAAUAUGGAUGCCACAGUCGUGAGUGUGCCUGUGCACCACUGGCAUUACACUACCAGCCAAGACAUGGAGUGUAAAACUGCCAAUGUAGUUCAGCUUGUGGAGGAUAUUCUCAAUCAGGAUAACUCUUUGAGGAAAGGAGUCCUCAUUCAGGAGGACGCUAACAAAUGUGCAGCAGUCAUUGUUUACUCCCUCUACUUUUACUUUGAUGAGAAAGACGUGAAAGGUUAUUGUGCUCCACAAGGAAAUGAUGCAAAUUAUAAAGAACCGGAAAUAGAGGAAACUCAUGACAUUAAAACAGAGACUCAAGGAGUAAGAAAAGGCAUAAUUGAAUCCACCAUAAGCUGCCUUCUAGAUACUCCUCGAGACCAAAUGUGCACUGGCUCAAUCAGGCCUGAGGUCACUGAAAAAGGGAACGUGAAACUAUUCAAGAGUUGUAUUGAAAAGGGAGAUUUGGAGUAUUUAAAAACUCUGCAGAUUGAAACCACAGAGCAGGAACAAGAACUCACUCCAAACCAGACUGAGGUGGAACAAACAACACAGCUUCAAAGUGAUCAGACAGAGGAGAGUUCUUCAGAGUGGGUCCCAGUGGAUGUAAAGAAGCUGAAAUGCUUGUUCUCUGUGGAUCAAAGACAAAAUCUACCAAAACACACUCAAUCUACCACAUAUUUUAAAGCAAUUCAAGGUCAAAGAGUGGCAAUUGGAAAGAGCCAGAACUCCACAGAGUGUGGUUUUAUUGCACAAGAAGUUUGUAAUUUCACAGCUGAAACAUCUGGGUUUUAUCUACAUCCUGGUCCACAGGAUGACAACGGGGUCCACCAAGCUCAGCUAGUUGAAGUGUUAGAUGAUGACGACGAGAUAUCAAACCUCGAAUCUGCAAUUGAUAGCCUUCAGCAGGCCACGGCUGAGGCAAAAUCUUUGUAUCAGUCAUCACUAAACAAACAGAAACGUCUUUUUCCGGAAUCUGUUGAACAAUUCCCAGGACCAGAAGCUGAAUUGCAUCAAAAAGUGGACUUGCUCUCUUGUACUUCAGUUCAAAAAACAGAUAAUCAAGACAAAAGUACAGAGAUAUGCAAUGAAAAGGAACAUUCAGAAGCUACCCCUUGUAAAAAGAAUCCAAAGGACACAAAUGUGGUCCAAAACAAAUUUGAAACCAUUGUUGAUAGAACAGAGACAAAAUGUGAACAACAGGAGGAUGAAAUAGAUUUUCAGGGUAAAUUUCAAGAAGCUUUGGAUUCCUUGGGGAGAUCCCAUAUUAAUGUCUCAAGGGGAGAUUUCAAAGCAGCUAUGGUAUAUAAAAAAUCUUCCAGAACUCAAAAAGAUGGCUUCCAAAAAGUGGACAAAGCAUCAGUUCAGCAGACUGACAACCACUGUGAAAAGGAUGUGGUCCAAAACAAGAUUGAAACUCUUGUUGGCAGACCAGACACAAAGCAUGAACAGCAAGAGGAGGAUGAAGUUGUUUUUGAAGGAAAACUUCAAGAAGCUUUGGAUUCCUUGGAGAGAUCCAAUAUAAAUGUCACAAGGGGAGAUUUCAAAGCAGCUAUGGUAUAUAAAAACUCUUCCAGAACUCAAAAAGACAGCUUCCAAAAAGUGGACAAAGCAUCAGUUCAGCAGACUGAGAAUCUCUGUCCUCCGAGUGAAUCAAGAUCAUCUCAAAUGAAAUCCAUACAAGAAGAUGUGGUCCAAAAUAAAAUUGAAACUCUUGUUGAUAGCCCAGAAACAACACAUGAACAGCAAGAGGAUGAAGUUGUUUUUGAAGGAAAACUUCAAGGAGCUUUGGAUUCCCUGGAGAGAUCCAAUAUUAAUGUCUCAAGGGGAGAUUUCAAAGCAGCCAUGAUAUAUAACAAUUCUUCCAGAACUCAAAAAGGCAGAUCUCAAAAAGUGGAUAAGGCAUCUUUUCAGAGGCCCAAUACUGCGGAGCUCUGUCCUGUGAUUGAAUCCAGAUCUGCUCAAGUUAAAUUGUUACAGGAGCAGAUGAAUGUGCCCAAUGUGGAGCGCCAUAACCAGAGUGAAACCCUCAAUAAAUCAGCUGCAAGAGCUGCCACGGAGGAAAACAAAAGACCAAUUGUUUCAAAACCAGCCAUCCCACCUAAACCAAAGCAUCUGAAAAAGAAAAAAAGAGAUAGUCAAUCAAGCGACACAAAAGAAUUUGAGUCAAACCAAACAGACAUUUUAAGAUCUGAAACGAAACUGCAAUCUCACGAAAAAACCGUAUGCAAGGAUGAAGAUGUGUCAACCAAGAACCAACCAAAUAAAAUAAAUGCCACACCUAAAGUGAUAACCCCCGAGGAAAGAAACCAGGCCAAAGACACAAUGAAUGAAACAGAUGAGAGUCAUGUAGAUUUCAGUGACGCGUGCCAAAAAUUUGGAGGUAAAAAGUCUUUGUCUAUAAAAAAUGCCCCUGUGAAGCCAAAACGGGUCAAACUUGCCAACCCCGACAACAAAAAUCCAAAAGAUACAAUUGAAGCUAACAAAUCCACUAUUCUUUCACAUAUGGAUUCUAAACCACAGCAAACUGUUACUGAUCCAUGUCACGAUGGCAAAGACCGGCACGAGACUGGGGGACAAAUUAAACAAGAAAGUAAAGUUGAGAUGAGAGAAAAGAGAGCGCGAACCGAGACAGAGGACGAGCGCCGGCAGCGUUUGUCAGUUCACAUGGACGACAUCAUGAGAGGGAACAUAACAGCAGCCAUGGAAAUUUUUGAUAACCUGCAAAAGCAGGAGGAGCUGCAGAACAUUCUGAGUCGCGUUGAAGAAAUUGAGCAAGACACGAGCGAGGUGGAUGUGAGAUCUAUGAGGAGGGUGUUUGAGAACGUGCCAGAGUGGGUCGUCACCUCCAACGACAAGAAACAGAAAAAGCUAGAAGUGGAACAGAGAGAGGAGACAUCACCGUUGAUGGAUAACCCUCAAAGCAAGUCAUCGAUGGCACAUAUUUUUGGUGAUCUUGAAAGAGCUAGUGAGGAAAUUAUGAAUCUGAAAGAGCAGACCUUAGCCAAACUUAUAGACAUAGAAGAAGCCAUAAAGAAGGCUCUUUGCUCUGUCUCGACAUUGAAAUCUGACUCAGAUAUUGCUGGUUUAUCGUGCUUGUUCAAAGAGUCCUUGGGUAUGAUAAAAGAAUCUCCAUCUUCUGAAAAUAUUAGUAAAAUUAGUAUUGGGUCAUGCAGAACAAAAUCACAGGAAAGCCCUACCACAAAGGGAAACAUGGCUAGACAAGGUGCGGCCACUGAAGUAGCCUCUACAAAGCAACCACCAAGUCCCCCAUCUUCACCUGCCUUCAUCUCCAUAGAGUCAGGCAUUAAAAAAAUGGAUAAAACAGAUAUGGCACAGCCAGAGUCCGCAAUUUGUCCCAUGUGUCAGCACAACCCAAAGACGGAAGAGAAAUUCCGCACAACAAAGACCCUGACGUGCCACAGCCCAGCUCAAAAAGAAGGUCAAAAACAAUCCACCUACAGUCCAGUUAAGCCCAAACGAGAGCGCAGCGUGCUCGAGGUGCAAAACGACCAAGAGGGGAAUCCCAUUGUAGGAACCAAAACAGUCACACAAAACUAUGAGCGUACCGAUCACUUUGGUAAUCGGUUUUACUCGUCCAAAACGGUUGUCACCACGCAACCAGAAACCAUGCUAACAGCCACGAGUCCAACAUCUGUCAGUGCGGCGACACAUCAGGUCACAACAUACCCAGAAGUCCACCUGCCAGUCAACCGUAAUACUAAGAUGGUUUAGUUGUAGUUAUUGAGUGGCUAUGUUUGGACUUUUUUUUAGAUUAUCAGUGACAAAUUUGUCUAUAUUUAGCUUUUUUUGUUUAUACAUAAAAAGGUUGCCAUUGCAGUACAUGUUUUAAUGUUUGACUAGUUUUUUUUGUAUUCUUGAAACGUACAUUUGAAAUUAAACACACUUUUUGGUUUUGAGUAAUGUCACGUUGUUUUGUUGAUCUU